Molecule: messenger RNA, 5450 nt
Organism: Myxocyprinus asiaticus (Chinese sucker)
Lineage: Eukaryota; Metazoa; Chordata; Actinopteri; Cypriniformes; Catostomidae
Product: serine/threonine-protein kinase SIK2-like
Exons: 14
Coding region: 327-2738 (803 amino acids)
Biological process (GO): protein phosphorylation; microtubule cytoskeleton organization; intracellular signal transduction
Cellular component (GO): cytoplasm
Molecular function (GO): protein serine/threonine kinase activity; ATP binding; tau-protein kinase activity
Source: RefSeq, a predicted model, not a curated record
GUCUGCAUGCCAGUGCAGAGCUGUUUGCUAGAGCGCGAGCUCAGCUGGGCGCGAGCGGCACCGUGUACAUAGUAGCGCUUCUUUUACUGCUCGCUCCGUAAAAGUGUGUAUCGUUGUACAUAGAAAAUAUUAUUAAUAUAGAUGCUAAUUAUUUUGAAUGAAAUAAAACAAAUAUUUUCCCACACGGUUUGCAUAAGGAAUGACUUGUAAAUGCAAAUUUAAAAAACAUUCCUACUGUGGAAGGAGGUGGAAUUUGUUCGUGUGUUAAGACACGUCAUAGUAAAUAAAAGUUAUUCUUCAACACCUCGCUGCUCAGAUCCGGCAUCAUGGUGAUUAUGACAGAUAGCAGAACGUGCUCUCAGUCCAGUCCUACCCAGGCCAGACCUCUGCAGGUCGGCUUCUAUGAGAUCAUCAGAACGCUCGGCAAGGGAAACUUUGCUGUGGUGAAACUGGCCAGACACAAAGUAACGAAAACACAGGUUGCAAUUAAAAUAAUUGAUAAGACAAGACUGAACUCAGCCAACCUGGAGAAGAUCUACAGAGAGGUCCAGAUUAUGAAGCUGCUCAAUCACCCUCACAUCAUAAAGCUCUAUCAGGUCAUGGAGACCAAAGACAUGCUGUACAUUGUGACAGAGUAUGCAAAAAACGGAGAGAUGUUUGACUAUCUGACAUCUAAUGGACGGAUGAGUGAAAGCGAGGCUCGUAAGAAGUUUUGGCAGAUACUGACGGCAGUGGACUACUGCCACAGGCAUCAUAUUGUCCACAGAGACCUCAAAACUGAAAACCUGCUGCUUGAUGCCAAUAUGAACAUCAAACUGGCAGACUUUGGAUUUGGAAACUUCUAUAAUGUUGGGGAGGCUCUCUCCACGUGGUGUGGGAGCCCGCCAUAUGCUGCUCCAGAGGUCUUUGAGGGGAAGGAAUAUGAAGGGCCACAGUUAGACAUUUGGAGUCUUGGUGUGGUUCUUUAUGUGCUGGUCUGUGGGUCCCUGCCCUUUGAUGGGGACAGUCUUCCUUCCCUGAGACAGAGAGUGACGGAGGGCCGAUUCAGAAUACCAUUCUUCAUGUCACAAGACUGUGAAAAUCUGAUUCGCAAGAUGCUGGUGGUGGAUCCAGCCAAGCGAAUCAGCGUGGCACAGAUUAAGCAGCACCGUUGGAUGUUAGCGGACCCCAGCGCGCCCCAGCAGACCCUCUCCCUGUCCCUUACCGAUUACAACUCCAACCUGGGAGACUACAGUGAGCCUGUUUUAGGCAUCAUGCAGACCCUGGGCAUUGACAGGCAGAGGACCGUGGAGUCUCUCCAGAACAGCAGCUACAACCACUUCUCAGCUAUCUAUUAUCUGCUGCUGGAAAGAGUGAAGGAGCACCGCAGCCAGCAGCUGAGCCUCCAGUGUGGGGCCUGGAAUCAGAGAUCCAGGAAGGCGUCCGAUUCCUCCACGCCAGAGGUGAUCAUGGAGUCAUCUGACUGCUUCAGAAGCUCUGGCUUCCCUGUCGCCAAUAAGGUGAACACUCCUGUCCAUUCAGAGAUGGAAUGUGAACAAGGAGCACUGUUUCAGCGUGUGGUGUGUCCAGUGGAGGCCAGUCUGAGCGGGCUCCUGUGGAACCGAUCCAUCUCCCCUAACAGCCUGCUUGAGACCACCAUCAGUGAGGAGGUGCGACCUCAUGACCUUGAGGAGGAAGAGGGGAUGCUGCAGGUCCAGCCCCCCCAUCUGCCCAGCACCACAUCCCGCAGACAUACGCUCGCAGAGGUCUCCGCCCGAUUCCAGAAGUGCAAUCCACCCUGUAUAGUGGUUAGCCCAUCAGAUGGUGCUUCCUCUGACAGCUGUCUAAAGUCCUCCUCAAACCCAAACCCAGCUCUCUCCACUGCUGUUGGAGACCUUUCAGCAUUGUUCAUUUCUGGGACUGGCCCAGGGGCCUUGGCUCCUACUGGGACAACCCUUGCACUCUCCUCCAACCUGCUCUUGCAGAACCAAGGCAGCAUGCUGGCAGCCAGCUUCCAAGAGGGCCGCAGGGCUUCAGACACCUCCCUUACACAGGGACUGAAGGCGUUCAGACAGCAGCUGAGGAAGAACACGCGUGCGAAAGGUCUGCUGGGGUUGAACAAAAUCAGAGGUCUGGCACGGCAGGUGUGCCCACCGACCUCAUGCUCCAGGGGCAGCCGGGGGUCACUCGGGCCAACCAUGUGCCCUUCCUCAAGCCACCAAAGCUCCAGUGGCCCCCGAGAACGUAGAAGCACGUUGGAGGAAGUUCUACACCAGCAGAGAAUGCUACAAAUUCAGCACCAACCUCAACCCCAAGUCCAGUCUACACCCCAACAGCCUGUACUCUUCCUCUCCCAGUGCAACCCCUCAUCUUCACCUUCGAACAAUCUCUUCGCCCCCGCUGCCCUCUUCUCCAACCCCCCCACCCAGCCGAUCCUCCCUCCAUGCCAGCAGACCUCCAUCCCUCUCCAGCACAACCUGUGGCAGCAGCCAUCUCUCGACUCCUCCAGUUCCUCCCUCUCGCCCAUUGCAUCCACUGCCCAUCUCCUGGAGGCUCGUCUGCACAUCAGCCAACGUCCACACCUACACCCUCAGCAGCACCUGCAGAUCCAGCCCACCAUCCAGCCACAGGGGCCUUUCUCCCUCCUGGCCCACCAGGGUGGUUGGAGCCUGAGCACCAGUACUGAGGAGCCAGAUGUCCAGGAGCUGGCCUGUGCAGGUCAGAAGCAGCAGCUCAGCAGCUGUGUGAUGGUCAAGUAAAGAAAGCAUAGACAAUGAGGAGACUCAUAGAAGCUUGAUCAAUUUUAGAGUGGUGCUGACUGCCUCCACCACUCUUGAAUGAAAGGUCCAGAAUGAGCCAAUGGACAAUGAUGAUGAGCAGAGAACACUUUAUGGGCACCAGAACCAGAAAGCAUCCCAUUUUGAUGAUGCACUCAAUAGUUUUCUGAUACAAUGAAGAGAUGCCGAUUUUACUCUCUGAAACAACGUGCAAUUCCACGUUUUUGUCGAUAUGUGUUGGAACGACCAGAGAGUACCAGAAGAAGCAAUAACCAAACUCUUCAUUUGAACCCAUGACCCUAGCCAGGUGCUCCUGUCUACACAGCAAUAAGAACAGGCCACUGAACAAGGCACUUAAGAGAGUUUUCAUCAAUUUGUGAGUGAGUUCACUCACUUCAGUUUGUACAACGUGUUAUACUGGCCUCCAUAAUCUCAAAUGAUUAUGUCAAAGACAUUGAAGCAUGUUUUUCCUCUGUACAAGUACGAACAUAGGAUAUUUAUGUCUUCCGUACAUUUUUUAUUUUUUUUUCCAAGGAUUUCCUUUCAGGGCUUGAGCUUUUUUUCUUUUCUUUGUCAGUUUGUUUGUUUCUCUCCAGAGAAGACCAAAGUUGAUUGCUGUUUGCAUGUUUUUUUUUUUUUUUUUUUUUUUUUUUGUUGCACUUUUUGAUUUGUUUCCUAAAAGUUCUUGAAACAAAAUGCAGUAUCUGACUUAUCCUAAACUUCCAAAACCAAGGGGAAAAAAAUACUGUCAUUUUAUCAUAUGCGAUAUGAAAAUGCAUUGCGCAUAGAAGCAAAACUAUGCAGCCAAUGCUUUGUGUACAAUGAUGAGGCCAUCAGAGGGGCCUUACUAGGAGGGGAAAAUACAGACAAAUAAGAGUAAGCUAGGUAUAAGCACAAGAGGUACUGCAGAGAUGUUCACUAAACCAGGUGAGGUUGUCUUCAUAUACUUUCACGGUCUGUGGCGAUGACUUUUAAUGCUGCUUAAUGUUUUGCCAGGUCCAGACAAAGACACUAGUCAAUUAGAAUCAUACAGCAUCAUACAGAAGUGCACAUACCAAUCAUUUUUGGCAGUUAAGGAAAUUAGAAGACAUUGUCGGGCCUAAUUUAGAAAACUCCUUUUCUAUUAGCUCACUAUUACCUCUUCGAUAAAUGAUCAUUCACCUCAAAAUUGUACCAGAACAUAGACUGUGUGAAGACAUUAGGGCCAUUACAAUGUCUUGUGCCCUUUGACCUUCAUUAAUGGUGUACAUUUGCUUUUUAAAUCUUUUUUUAUUUUAUUUCAGUGAACAAAGAAUAUGAGAAUACUGCAAUAUUUCACAUUCAAAUGUAAAACCAGGAAAGGAAGCUGUUGUAGGAAAGCAAAAGGUACUUCAUGCUUGAUCAUGUUAUUCUAUUCUGUUCUUUUUUUCUUUCUUUUUUUUCUUUUUUUAUUGUAUGUACAAUAUUAUUUUAAUUAUGUAUUCUGCAUGAGCAUAGGAAAUAAGAGCCUGGCCAUUAUGUACAGCUCAUUUGCAGUCUAUCUGACACAGGUUGCCUUGCAUCCUGGCAGGCUUUGUAAAAUGGCUGAACUAGAAAAAUGACUUGGAAAGCCAAAGAGAGAUAGAGAGAGAGAGAGAGCUUAUUGAAGAUCAAGAGAAACAUUUCUGCUUUUUCUACAGAACAUUUCUCAGUUUUUAAUGAAGUGUAGCGCUUUCAAAAUCAGUCUUAAUGUCUUACAGAUACAGUAGCUGCCUCGUCUAUCUGACAAAUAUUGAAAAGCAAUGUUUGUAGAGAGCAACGGUCCUUGUAGUUUUUCCUUGAUUAAAAUGCACACACAGACGCAUACACACAUAGCUUACAACAUAGAGUCUUGUAGCAAUAGAGUUUUAUAUCUUUAGUUUAAAAAGAAAAUAUAGAUAUCUCUUUGCAUAAUAGAUAUCUAGGUGCUAGAAGUAGAUUUCAGAAGUGUCUCUGGGUUUGUGUGCUGUUUAAAUGAAAUAAUAGUGUGUUACCAUUAUUGAAACUCCAGCAUUGGAUUGAAGCACCAUUUUUAUAGGCCUAAAAUAUCCUAUUGCAUGUCUUGUGAAUUCAACAUAUUUGUGCAAUGGUUUCUUGUAGUUUAGAAAAACACUGUACUGUGUUGUUUCCAAAUUGGGACAUUAAAUGACAGUAUUUGAAACAAGUGCAGAGAAAGAUGAAUUGAAGGUAAAGCUAUUGAAGCAAAUGUUACAGUGUUAACACCCUUCCUUUUCCUCUGUUUUCUCCUCACCACCAACACUUGUGCCUUUUUCUGAACAAAUCCAAUAGUGGUGAAAGUUUUUUUUUAGGUUUGAUUUUAGGACAUCAGAAAGUACCAGAGUUGUGAAUCAUAUGCUUUUGUUAGAUUGAACACCCCAUUUUAUACAUUCAUUUGUGUUGACAAUAAUGCACUUUAUGAUAACAAUUGCUUGUUUUAAAAAUAGUGUUUGUUUCCACUGCUGGUUUAAAUAAGUCUAUAGUUAUAUUGAGGUUAUUUUUGAAACACUAUGUUUUGAUGCAGAACUGUAAAGAUUCUUUCCUGUUUGUUUCUUUUUUAAUUUUUGUUAUAUUUCCCUGGUUUGCUUGCUUACUGUAUGUGUGCUCACAAAGUGAGAGUGAUUGUACAUGGUUGUGUGAAAAAACCUGAGAGAUAAAGUUUUAUUUAUGUGGCUAUUUAUUUGAAUAAAAAUUCACCUC